GACGUGUCCAGCCUCCCCUCCAGUCACUCCCGCCUCCUGCAGCUCGCUGCUCCUUUUUCUCCCAUAGCCCCAUGGCCGCUCCGUCGCCGCCCACACCAGGCACGGGCAGACUCCCGACGAUGGCGGACAUCAUGGCCGCGUCGCGCGCGCAGGGCCUGCGCAUGCGCUUGAGCACGCUUGGCCCUCUCUUCCGCGUCACGGCGACCCGCGUCGGCGGCGACGGCGACGUGGAGCUGGGCCGCGCCGAGGGCGCCGUCCGGCCUUGGCCCGGGGGCUCCGUGCUGCACCUCGACUCCAUGCGGAUGUCGCGCGCCACGCUCGAGGUCCCCGACCGGCCGCUAUUCGGCCUCGGCAUCUUCCUAGGCGCCGUCACCGUGCGCCAUGGCUUCGACGCUGGUUGCGUGCGCGCCGAGCUGCUAGCCAUCAACGAUACGCCGCUCUAUCACAACAAGCUUGUUAAGUUCUAUACGAGGAUGGGUUUCAAAGCAGUGCAUGAGGUAGAUGGAUCGUCAAUGAUGGAUCUUGCUCAUAUGUUAGUGUGGGGAGGUAAAGGAACAAGAAUGGAUGCUGAUAUAGAACAGCUCCUCAUGAAGUGGAGCAGAAGAUUCGGAUCUCAAGACUGAAGGCCUUUUCCUCGAAUGGCAGUUGCAUUCUUUGCAGCAAAAUAUUUGUAUAUAUGAUAUACUCCCUCCGUUCCUAAAUAUUUGUCUUUCUAGACAUUUCAAAUGACUACCACAUACAGAUGUAUGUAGACAUAUUUUAGAGUGUAGAUUCACUCAGUUUGCUCCGUAUGUAGUCACUUGUUGAAAUGCCUAGAAAGACAAGUAUUUAGGAACGGAGGGAGUACAACGGAAAACUACUGGUCCAAUAUUACCAGACUCAUUUCAUUGCCCA
This is a messenger RNA of Triticum aestivum (bread wheat), 894 nucleotides long. RefSeq lists its product as uncharacterized. Bases 72 to 623 code for a protein of 183 amino acids. The record is from RefSeq and is a predicted model, not a curated record. NCBI's taxonomy places the organism in Eukaryota, Viridiplantae, Streptophyta, Magnoliopsida, Poales, Poaceae. The transcript is spliced from 2 exons.